AUGCUUACUGAAUAUUUAGCCUACGAUAACAUUCACUUGCCUAGUGAGUCCCUGUCAGGGUAGCUUCCGAACUAAUCGGUGACUUCAUCAGGGAUCAUGAGUGAGCCACUCCGUCCCGUUGUAUUCCCUUUAUUUUACUGAGUUGACAGAAGAGAUAUUGCCGUAAGAACAUUUUUCCUAGACCUCCAUCCCCAAGUAUCUCAGACAUGCAACCCUCAUACAGCUAGGUAGUUCAUAAAAGUUAAUCUUCUGUGUGCUAGUGGAGGGGGGGGGGUGAGCGAAUCUAUUUGUGAAGGAUUUAGGCGAUGACUAGGGAGCCUUCCAACUGACGUUCACCGCUGGUCAGAUAUGGGAUUUGUCGGGAUCCAUUCGCCAUCUUAUGUACCGUGUGGUUUCUAUGAUUGAAGGUUGCACGCUUCCACACAGUGACAGUGAAUAAUGACCAAAUUUCUAAAGAGCAUUUACACCUUGCAAUUAUUUGUUGGUUCUGUGGUUAUAGUUUGGCAAUGUGCAUUCACUUGUCUUUCAGGUAGUUCACUUACGGUAUUAUCACAAGCUUGCGAUGGUGGCGAUGAGGACUCAGUACAGAGCUCUCUCCACGCCGUCUCGCAUCCCGAUCAGGGAUCCCCAUCUCCCCGACCUCGUCGCCAACUCUGGCACCAGCCCCAGACCCCUUCUUCCGAUUCCUCCAACUACCGUCCGUCAAUCAUUCCUCCACCCGCCUCCCUUGCUUCCAGCUCAGCAACAUGCCAACAACCAGCGUCCAGGAUAUCUGCCGAGCAUUCUUUACCAGUACCAACACCCCGUCAUACGGACUCCUUUGUCAGAAUGACAUUCGGUCCUCCUUUUGAUAUGAAGAAGCUAGUCGUGCAGGAAGAAGUCAACAUGCACAACGUCCGAUCGGAACUGGCGAUUCCAGACGAGGAGAUGUCCACCGAGGUGGACAUCGCUCUCCUCACGAGUCUAGACAGUGAGGCAGUGUCGACACUGAGUUCUUCCGACUGGGUGUCGGAACAUUCGGUAUCCACACCGGCAGAAAUGCGCGUGCAUGCGCCACUGCCGGUGUGGCGUUCGGACAAGCUCAUGGAGUCGAGGUAAUUGCCCUUUGUGGGUUUGCUCCAAUGUGCACUGUCGAAUUCCUUAAUGAUUGUUGCUAUUAGGAUCGAGAACAGCUGGAGCUACUGGAUACGGUUGCAAUAUUCUUCAACUCUGUUCUCUUUCUAUUGUAGUGAAGUGGGCAGGCUGCCGCUUGUCAGGAAGCGGCGUGCCUUCCUGACCGUGCAGGCAGCAGGUGACAUGUGUGAGGCAGUCACACUGGAAAAUUGCCUCAUCUACGCAGCCCACAGAGCCUGGCCAAGACGCCUUGUCAAAAGGAAGUCAAGUAAGCAGCCUCCUCCAUAUAAACAGAUUUGGUUCAACGCAUCGUACAUGAGGAUCAUGGAGACAUGACUAGGUUGCCUAUGAUUUUCAAUUGCCAGCACAGUGUUUGUGCAGUACACUGACCACUUCAGACCACUGCAUAGGCUUACCCUUCUGGACUGUUUGUCUUUGCAGAUGUGAAGUGGCCUGCCAUCAGCGUCACCAGAUCGUUCGAAACAGCAGUGAGCAUUCUUUGCAUGGGAGGAGAUGACGUGGUGGAGGAAGUAUCCGUGAGCUCCCAACGCGUAAGCUACUUACUUUGACCUUUUGAAUUGCAGGUGUCUGGAUUUGUUGGACUGGGUGUGCAAAUCCGUUUUCAUUUACCUGACAAAUCACACUCCUUUUUUUUAGCGUCGAUCUGGCGUGGGUCGCUUCCUUCGUCGGGUUUUCCGUCGUCUGUGUUGUUGUUUAAUAUCCGAGGAGAAGGACUUCAACGAAAAUCCAGAGACUUGUAGAUUUUGACAGCAACCUACCACACCCAACCUCAUCCCGCCUUCCACCGAUCCCUAUUCUCACCUGUAUGCAGUUGAAUAUGAAGUAUACAAGAGUAUAUUUGGAAGUAUGAGUCUUUUUGGUUUCUCAUUGACAACGGGUGUGGCUAGAUGAUGCCGCAGUGGCAGCUAGCAGGCAAUGUGAUUUGGCGUAAAUAGUUGGAUGGACGAUAUGCAAUUGAUGAGCACUGGAGUUGCACAGUGGUCCUUUGUAAGUCAGUAGGAGGGCUGGAUAUGUGGAGUGUUGUGCUACCUCAGAGGCGUCGUGUUUGAUCUCACUCAAUCAGAAUCCGUGAGCAUGAAACCUUGGAAUUUGAUGCAUAACUUGAGAUAACUGCUUUGGAACAAAUGCCUGUUGGCUGGGUUUGAAUGUUGAUAUGAUUAUUUGUGCCGAAAUACAUUAGCAACAACAGAAUAGCUUAGUUAUAUUCAAAAACUGCCAACGUCCAGUCAGUACUAUAAGACAGUUCGACCGUCGUUGCCGAAGAUAUACACCAUGCGCUGAAGUGCGCGGUGAGAACAGGAACGACGACUUGCACCUAAAUUAAUUUAUAAUGCUAGUAGACUUUUGCAGAAUCUACCGCGCCCUCUUCUCUUCCACCUGGUGCCGAUUUCAGGACAGAAUCCAAAAGGUCGGUUCUGGCAGAUAUCGCAGGCUUUUUGGCACAGGAAAUACCUGCACCUAGGCGUACCACCACACUCCCCGGUCCACUGUGCACGCUGAGCAGUAUUUCACACAGAAUAUGUGAUGAGGGGACUGUUCGAAGCCCACAGAUUGGGGGUGCCAUAGAAGUCACAUUAGGAGUGAGCCAUUGCAGCCAGGCUUUCAGUUCACCAGUCCGCCAAUCCGCUCACAAAUGCAGAGUUGGCAUGACCGCGAAGUCAGAUUAUAUCCCAUUAGUUGGAAAGGUUCCAAGUCACGGCUUUAAGCGUCCCUUGAUAUCUUCAAUCACAUGAGAUUGUUUAUAGUGAGCAAAGUGCACUGAGAUGUCGAUCUUACUCUCUGCUCCCAUUUCCAGACCCCAGCCACUUUCUGUGCUGGGCGGUCAUCAUGUCCGGGGGAUUUUCGCAGUGGAUGACAUGGCAAGUAACCUCACCUACGCGUGCCACAUACACGACCUGCCCACCCCCCUCCCAAAAUACGAACACUUAUUUCACAGAAUAAUGAGCGGACAGCAUCAUCUCGCAUGCGUGUGAUUGUAAGAGACUUGAAUCUGGUAAUCCCCCUCAGUGGUUUCUUAAAAGCCUGCCUUCUUGUUUUAGUUAGCUGUGCUUCAUGAUGGUUUGCGUGGCGCGAUAGCAGUUAUGAGUAUGUGAAUUUUGAUCUCCGAUAGAGACAUGGGCGUUAAAUUUGCCCGUUUUAGGUAACUGGUAAAUUGGGGGAUUUUUAAAACUAGGGUUUUCAGGCUUGGGUUGCGGUUUGGAUUUGGGAUUGAGAACAUUGUUAGGGUUUCACGACUUGACUUAAGGUUGGUGAUUUCCCAUUGAAGGAAUAGCCGUGGUUGACGUUAGUUUUACGGCAGAGUAUAGACCAAUCAAGGGGAUUACAUACAAUCCAUUUGCCCUGAUCCCCAACCCAACGUCGUCCAUUCCGUACAAACACACACUGGGCUGACUGCGAGAUCUGAGUUCCAUCGUUAGUUUGCGACCUUUCAGUCCACAGCACAUAGAGAGUCGUGAUAGUCUCCCGCUCGGAUCACACAUGCAGCAGAUGAACUACACGGAGAAGGAGCCGAGAAAUAUACUUCUCACUUACGUGAUGGGUGUCAAUUAGGUGCCUGUCUUGUGUGGUAUUGGGUACGGUCACGUGUGUUGUAGGUGCUGGUCAGGAGAGAUGUUGUGUGUGCGUGUUUGUGUAAGUGUCCAAUGUUGCGAUCACCAACGCAUAUUUCCAAAUCUGACGUCAUGGUAGAGGGUUUGGUUUGGGCAAACUUCACUGAUGAAGAAAUGCUUUCACAUGGCUCUGCCAGCACUCCCUUCGGUCAAGUUGUUUUGUGUCCGCCGUUGAUGUGCCUAGACCCCAGAGCUCUGCCACAGUGUGCUACGGCAAUCGGACAAAGGACAGCGUUAAUUGGCUUCGAGCACUGGUGAGGCUAGUGAAAUCAUGUCAAGGUGGCGGAAAGCAAGGCGGUGCGGACUGCCACAUGCGGUGUAGCCGGCGGUGUUCUACCGCAGGUAUUUCGUGCACACGCAUGUGUCCACACAGACCCCUGUGGUGAUAGAAUUCGUGUGUGCAGUGUGGGCAACGGAGGCGGAUGCGGUGAGCAUAUGUUGGUGCUCCAGGCACUGGUUCGCCAGUCCAUGUGCGAUUGAUUCGCAAGUGACCAAACACUCCGAUGCGUGAUAGGUAUGUGCGAUGGCAGUAAGGAGAGGUUGGGACUGAGGCCACAUCUUUAGAGAUGGGAGCGAAAUUGGUGAGGGUGGUUGCUGGCUGCCGGUGGGAGCGUUUCGGUUGAUAGCAGAGCUGGUAGAAGUGCUUGUCGCCGCGACGGCUCCGGCAGAGAUGAUGGAGUUGGCGAUGAUUGACAGGGACGUGGCACGAGGAUUCGGAGCAGCGUUGGUGAGUGUAGGCGCGUUCGUGGACGUCAUGGGGGUUUAAGCAGGGGCGGACGCGGUGGCAGAAAUUGGGGUUGUCAGAUGGUUGGUGCAAUGGAUUUGGAUCCGCGAGCGGAACAUUCGCUGACGUCGUGGGCAGGUUGGGAGGGGGUGGGGGGUUGAAGGUUGAUGCGAGGUGUCAGGGUCGCCUGGGACCUGCGAACGUCCCUUUUGAAUUUGGCAACGGCGAAUCUGUUGGCUUCAUAAAUGGUUGCUCCAUUCUCACUGCUCUUAUCUACGCCGGUCGAUUCGAUUCGAGGUCACUCCUAGUCUACGGGUUUAUUUACGGGCGUUUCAUGACGUCCUUCCAGGCGUAAUGUUAGCGGCGGAGUUGGCUUACUUGCCGGGGAGCACCCAAAGCGAUAUCGUCUCGGGUGACUUGUUUUGUUAGUGGAGCGUUGUCCCUCCUCGCGGGAUGCCGCUCCACUGUAGUCGCAGAUUCCUGAGCAUGAUGUGUAUGUUAAGGAUAUCAUUCCGUUCCAGAAUUUAUCCGUCCGGGAUCCUGUCCUUCCCCCUCAAAUUUAUUGUCCGGUGGUGACAACUGAGGUGAAAGUGAUUGACUAUCUGCUCCUAAUUCGCAUAUUCUGUCCUAGUCCCCUUGAUUGUACAGAAAAGUAAUCAAGAUAACCGCUUUGUACAUCUUCAGUUGGAUAUUGACUUGGAGACCAUGGCGUAGCUAUACGGAGUUCUGCAGCCAACCGAAGACUUGGCUGGCUUCCAAGAUCCUGUGGGCCAUUGCAGAUAAAUCCACCAAAACGAUAUUUAACUUACCUAAUGAUCACUUACCUUGUGACCUACGAGGCUACAGUCAGAGCCAUAUAUUGGAGAGGAAGAGUCAGGGAGCCAUUUAGCCGUCGUCUUCGCAGGUCGCCUUUGUUACCAGCACGUCCUGUCGAUCUCGUCUCUGUAUAAGAACUUAGUUCAGUCGUUGCCGGCGCCGCGAUCAACGGUACAUUUAGUCUGCCUUCUCACGCGUCGAAAGGCUGAGAAAUAUGUUGAUGAGGAAGAGAGGGUACACUGCACAGGCUAACAGAAGGAGAGGUCAUUGUUAGUGAAGACUCCAAGUUCAGAGGCACCCAGCACGUCAUUCCAGGCAACAAAAUCUGUAAUGACAUUGGUAUUAAAGUCAUCAAGUGUGACCAGCUUGCCUGCCUUCAUCGCGGUCGCCAGGUCGGUGUGCAGCUCUUUGAGGAGCUGGUUUCUCACGUUGCCACAGCUGGUUAUUAGGGGCGGGCGUAGAUGCUGAUGAUGAUGUCAAAUUUUCCUCCCCGUAGAUGCAUACACAGGGUUGUCGGGAUGGGAUAGUCGACAAGACACAGAUUCUCAAAUCAGAAAUCAGGGAAGACGGAUUGGGUUGGGAACCUUUUGCUGCUGAGGACAUGCAUACAUAAAGGCUCUGCAAGCGGUCGCCGAGAGCGAUCUCUCCAAGAUGGUUGUGUCGUGCCCGCUGUUGAGGUACCUAAAGUUCAUCGCGUGUGUGCGCCUGUCGCUUUGCCUCAGUGUCCGCCAGCCAAUCAGAGGAAGGGGAACCAAUCAUUGGCAUCGAGAGGCUAGCGACGGGACCGCGCGUCCCAGCAGCCGAUCGACAGGGAGGGUGAGGCAGACAGGAUGGCAGUAUGACAAAGCGGAGGGGAGCAAGGAGGUGCCGACUGCCACAGGAUUAUCAGAGACACUAAAGCUGUUAUGCAGUCGUCCCAGUUUGUCACUCUGAGUGGAGAAGACGUUGUCGGCGUCGCGUUGUCCUAUCUUUGUAGCCUGCGCCAGUCUCAUCUAGUUGGUCUUGUUCAGAGUACCCUGUCUCGGGGAGGGUAGUGAUGCCUACUUUAUAGCUCACUGGGCCUUCCGCGACUAACCUCAUCCUGUUUUACGGUCCGCGCAUUGUCUAGAAGAAGACGAACAUUGCAGGCUGCCAGAAUGGAUAGAGUCGACCGUGGGUAAUAUGGAGGAAUGAGGACGAGGGUUGUUGUUUGCUUGUUCGCUUGUUUUGACCUUGAUUUUUCCCUUCACGAGGCCUGGUAUAGUUGGAGAUGGUGCAACUUCGCAGUAUUUAGUCAGGUCACAUUGGCUAGCACUUUCCCUCGCGAAUAAAUAAUCAAAGCUAUCCAUCAAUGAGGCUGCUUGGAUAUUUCAAACGAAAAAAGCAAAGAGGCGAGUUCCAGAAAGCAGUUCAUGAGAAGAAAUGGUGAUGGCUGGGAAAAGGGGUUCGAUGGGAGCGUUUGACAGGACAAAGACGAAGAUUAGCGGACAAAACGUGCUCUCACAUUUCUGAGGCGAAUAAAGAAAUAAUGGUCCAGACGGAUGCAUCUAAUUAUCUGCUAAAUGGCGUUCUUCUUCAGAAGGUCUCAGACGGAAUUAUCCUGACCUUAAUGGAUAUUGUGUGAUCACCCACGAGGGCAGAACGAAACUGCCGUUGAAUCGAGAAGGAGGCGCUGGCGACAAUAUUUGCAGUACAGAAAGCCCACAAGUUCAUUUACGGUAGAAGUUUCGUUCUUCACAUGGUCCAUCGAACACAAAUCGUGGCGUAUCACAGUACGCGGCCGAGAGGAUAGGACGCAUGAGCGCUAUGCUCAUUCAGAAUUUUGGAGCUUCGGACGCUCCAUCGUGACUGAUCGUGGGUAAAGGGAAACGGGAAUACGUGGUGAUCGUAAGCAUUGUGAAACAAGGCGACGGCGAGUUUAAAGACGUUAUCGGACAGGUGCUCCUCACAGUUGAACAUGUCAGGGCAACCAGCACAACAGAGCCACUAUUACGUCAGGUAAAGGAGUUUAUUCCGAAUGGUUGGCCAAAAGAAUAUGAGGUACACCCAGCUAUAAGAGAUGUCAGGAACCGGAAGGAGCAUUUGCAUAUCGCCAAAGAAUGUAUAAUAUAUGAAAGUAAAGUGGUUAUCCCGACUGGACAUCAGCAACUGUUUUUACGUGGACUGCGACCAACGUAUGACGCGCAUGAAACAACUAGCUCGACGGUACAUAUAUUAGCCAGAAAUUGAAGGUGAUGGAGAAUCUUUCGUUCAAGGUUGCGGUCCUCGUCGACGCGAGGCUAAAAACCCACGAAACGUAACACCCGUCCCAUGACCAGAGGUGACGAGACCAUGGGGUGGCGUCCAUACAGACUUAUCUGGAUCCUUCUUUAACCGAAUGUUUCUCGUAGUUGUUGACACAUGGUCAAAAUGACUGGAAGUUUUCGACAUCAUUACAUCCAAUGUCGAAAUUAAUAAAAAGGAGACAGAAGGACUUAUUGCAAGGUAUGUCAUCCCCACAGAGAUUGUGGCAGAAAACGGCACGCAGUUUACGUCAUCACUUUUUCAACAGUUGUGGCAGAAAUGGAGAACAUGGCAUGUGAUAUGCCCGGCAUUUAACCCGAUCUGAACGGCCAAGCAGAAGGUCUUGUUGAUGGCUUCAAGAGAGCAAUGAAAAAAGUAGGACCGGCGAUCGUUGAAAUGGACCACCUCGAAACGUCCCUUUUGGUCUACAGAACAACUCCGAAAAGUGGUCCAGGCGGCCAAACCCCAGCCUAGGGUUUUUCGGAUCGACAAUCGAAUGCUUAAAAGCUGAUGUCCGAGUAUCGAAAACGCUAAAAGACUGCUUCCAGAAGAGAAAGGCGUUUGCCUGAAAUAAAAAACGCGGCGACCAACCACGGGUACAGGGCUCUGCCAGAAUGUAGAGAAGCGUUGUCUUCGAAGUGGAGACACAAAUGGGAAAAUUAAACGGCAUGCGGACCAGCUGAGACACAGGCUCACCACAAAUGGCCGAAUAGACCUUUGAGGCCCUGACUCCCAAUGUAGACAUAAAGCCGACGCCAUCUCCCGUCCACAAGUGUUACAGGAAAAUUUAACCCCCAAACCACUCAUCUUGAACCCGAAGAAGAAGAGGUACGAGAUCCAAAUUACAAAAGCGCGAGGUGUUAUGGAGAGCGCAAGCAGAGUAAAUUCUCGACCUAGGGCGAAGGGAAGACUUGACCACGCACGGAACAGCAGUCCAGGUCGGCAGCGAGAUACGCGCUUAGCACUACACUGUGGACCAGAGUGUGCAACCGUACCGAGUGUUAUGCUCUAGCCGUAACGCUAAGCUGGUGGCCCGGUCAACAAUAUUCCACAAUCGAAUCCCCAAAAGAGAACUCAGCAGCACGGAAGGAGAAUAAGAGUCGAUUGUUGAGAUUCUUGCAGAAAAAUCUGACGAUAACGGGUAUAUACAGAAGUAGGCAGAAAGGUAUUUCCGACAAAAACAAGGGAGACUGGAAUGGUCAUUUCUGGCUUAUUAGCCGUCGUCAGCCAGUUAUACCCAACCCCGAAGUGUACAACACCCGAGGCUCGAACUGGUGACCUGUUAGUUAGAGGUUCACGCCUAUAACCACUGGGCCACGCACCCGUUGUCCUGUCGGUUUUGUUUGGGAAUAUACAAUGCUAGGGAGCGCUCACUGAUUGUUCUUACGGAACUCAUUCGUUCCGUUCUGCCUUACGGGCUUUCUCUCGAGCCCAACCAGCAGCUGUACAGCGGCGCAUGAUAUAGGCAGUAUGGUAUUACCGACAACGACAACGCCCCCUGCCAGUGUAUAUUCCCGAUCGAAACCGACAGGGCAAUGUGAUCGUGACCCAGUGGUUAGAGGCGUGGACUUCUAACUAACAGGUCGCCUGUCCGAGCCUCGGCUGUUCCACACUUCAGGGUUGGGUACGACUGUCUGAGGACGGCUAAUAAGCCAGAAAUGGCCAUGCCAGUCUCCCUUGACUUUUUCGGUAAUACCAUUCUGCCUAUGAUAGUUAAUAUUACAAACUCACCUGUGUAUCCCUUUUUAAUCUGGAAAGCAUUUCAGAAGUUCAGCUAACAUCUAAUGAGAUAAGUCAGCUACCGUAUGCACCGUUAAUACGUUAAACGGCUGUCUAUUUGAGCCCAAGUAUGCUGUGGAGAAAUCAGUGCGAAGUCAAGUGUCGUCAAAAGCGUGUGUAUGUGUCAGUAAUGGUGUAUAAUAAGUUAGAGGUGCCGAAUACUGUCAUAAAUAGACGUUGCUAAAUCCUGUACAGCUGUAGGUGAAACAGUUUGGCAUUACCAGCGUAAAGCGACAAGACGAUGUCCGUCGGAAAGCAGAUAUGCACUGUUUUUGCCCUGAAUGCAAAAUGCUGUGCUAGUCCUGCCUGCUCUUAAAACACACUGCUGGCGUGAACAUAACGAUACCGGCGGGUAAAGCAACCUUACUACCGCUUGAAGAAGAACUUCCGUAUGUCUAGCCUAUCCCCAUACACACACAGUUUAAAAGGAUGUUCUUACAGAUGCGUCGUAGUUGCCAACUCGAUAAAGUUACCGGGAACAAGGCAACAGUCCUGACUGCGCAUGGCUACUUUGCCAGUGUAAUUUGGCUGGGCAUCAUCCAGGCCCGGUGUCUUUGACGCAUUUAGCGCCAAUAGCUCUUUACGAGCAGUAGUUCAGGCAAUAGAUAAGUUCCAUUGCUUAAUCAACCUCUACGUCACAGUCGGGAGGCCUUGAUUCGGUUUUCCACUCUAAGACUGACGUAAGGACUGCGAAGGGUGUGCUGCCCUUGUUUCGUCCGCACUGAUUUCUGCAUUCUCACUAGUCGCACUGUUUCGCGUGCUACUUCGCACGCAAGGGUUGAACAUCUUUGAGUUUCUCCGCAGCAUGCCAUAAUAGUCCUAUUUCCAAAUGACGUAGCACUUUGAGGAUGAGUAACCUAGUCAGGUUGUAUGCACAUAUGGACCGGUGGCAGCCUCGGAAAGGCAUGCGCCAUAUCGCCUAACUAUUUUCAAUCCUCGGCUAUGUUGUUGUUUACUGUUUACGGCGGUCUUCAUUCGAUAGAAAUUACAAACUUGAAUAUUUCUUUGAACUGUGCAGGACAUUUCGGGCACCGAGAAGCCAGAUAUCUCAAAAGCUGUUCGAAAGUUGUUUUGCUUGCAUGUCAUCUAGGCGCCAAUAAGCGUUGGACAUUCGUUCCGGUGAUCGACAGAAUUUCCAUCGAUUUUUGAACGAAUAUAUGUAUUAAUUCUGUCGAAAUGACCAAGAGUAUCAAUAGUUUAUAAUGCGUUUAGGUCAUAACUAGCAGCCGUUUCUGAUAACACUCAGUAAAAAACGCAUUGGCCGAUUUGGUCCAAGCUGUUUAUAACCCUUUAAUACAGUGGGUGACCGAUCUCAUGAAAUGUUGGCUGAAAUUCUGAAAUGCGUUUUCGAUUAGGAAGGAUUACUUGGUCGCGGUUGUAAUACUGAUUAUCCUGCGACAUACUCUUUUAACAUUUCGGACUCGGCAGGAUGUUGGCUUUUAAAUGCACUUCUUUUCAAUCUCCUGUAGAAAGCGUGUUCGGUAAGAAAAAUGACUACUUAAGUAGCAUGCAUUUUUCCCAUUGAUUUUCGAUGGUCUAGGAAAUUCAAAUAUAUUUUAUAAAACUCACAAACAAAAAUAUGCUUUCUUUUAGUCAAUCAAUAGAGAAUCACGUCUUCUUUAUAUUCUAUACUUAAGGAAAGAGUAUAAUUAGGUUUUAAAAAAGUUUCUAAUUAUGAGACUUUUUAAGACCGCAAAAUGUUCAUUCACAUAGCAUCGUACCUGGCCGCUUAUCACUGCUCCUCAUGAAAUGUACAACAUGAUCCGCAUCCAUCGCAAAAUUUUAUGGACUCUGUAUGAUAUCUCUUUAAUGGCAUAGAAAAAUUUGUGAUUUUUUUUACGCGGAACGCAUGCACCUUGUAGAGUGAAAUCACCAAACGCUAAUGCGACGAAUGAUCAGGCUCCAAAUUAUUCGACAAUUAGAAAACUUUUUUAAAACCUAAUUAUACUCUUUCCUUAAGUAUAGAAUAUAAAGCAGACGUGAUUCUCUAUUGAUUGACUAAAAGAAAGCAUAUUUUUGUUUGUGGUUUCUAUAAAAUAUAUUUGAAUUUCCGAGACCAUCGAAAAUCAAUGGGAAAAAUGCAUGCUACUUAAGUAGUCAUUUUUCUUACCGAGCACGCUUUCUACAGGAGAUUGAGAAGAAGUGCAUUUAAAAGCCGACAUCCUGCCGAGUCCGAAAUGUUAUAAGAGUAUGCCGCAAGAUAAUCAGUAUUACAACCUCGACCAAGUAACCCUUCCUAAUCGAAAACGCAUUUCAGAAUUUCAGCCAACAUAUCAUGAGAUCGGUCACUCACUGUAUAUUAGAGGACCAAUUUAGACGUAUUCCCCGAUCACUUGAUUUGGACGCGCUGUUUAAGUUAUAAAUGUGACAGGACACGUAGGCAGCACAGUUUACAGUUUGAUGGUGUCAUUCAUCUUUCCCGGAAAUGGUUUAAAACUGGUUUGGCCAAAUGAAAGCACAGUCACGCUUUGCUGUAAAGAUGGAGUAGCCCAGUUUAUCUUUCUCAAUAAUAUUAAAUUCCCUUCUUGGCUUUCUCAUUAAUAAUUGCUGUUCCCUCUGAUGACCUGGCAGAACUACAGGUGGCACCCUCUUGUUGUCAGUCAAGACACGUAUUUCAGUUUUUGAUGCAGGGACGUCCAGCUUUUGUACGGUAGAUGAUCCCACCUGCCGAAACAAAUUAAGUAGACACGGAAGGAUCAUUUAAAGAAAUAUGCUAAAACAGCAGUUCAUUUAAUAUAAAUGACCAUAGAGAGGAUAUACGUACAGGUAUAUUAUAAGUGAAAUUGGAGAUUCCUUCUGACCCAACUGUGAACAACUCGGCAUCUGAGUGGGUUUCGAAUCCACGACAGAAAGGGGACGCUUUAGUACAGUCAACGCCCUAGCAACUUAAGCAAUGAAGUCCACACGCGACUUUAAUCACAUUAAAGUAACUUACCCGUCCAGCAAAGUCUGAAAUCCACCAAAUCUGAUACGUUUAGCUGACUGCCUAAGCGGGCUUUUCUAAGUAAUCCAUCUGGAAUCCAUCAGAGUACUUACAAGCUCGCGUAGUUAAUAAGUAGUUUGGCAGCUUUUGGAUAAUUCAUUUUGGCCCAACUGCGAAACUGGAGAUUCAACAAUAUCCAUCAGGCAGAGAAUAUAAGGCUUGACAUGGAAUUGAAUUUCCGACCUUAAUGAACUUCUUACCCACUGACGAUGGCUUAGUCUCGAGUGGGGUGUAAAGGGUUAUAGGGGCGCAAGGGUACGCUCCAGACAGUCAAAACAGGCGGAAGCAACUGAGGCGGCAAUAGUGGUGAAUCAAGAAUGCUACUUGAUCAUUCAUUUAUCGAACAGCGUGAAAAGUGGCAUUGUGAAAUGUAGAGCUUCAACAGUCCUUAGAAUAAGCACAGAUCAGCUGUUUCACUGUGAUCAAUUCUGAUCGUAGGUGCUACCCUACCUGCUAGUUGCCAGAAAAUGCAUUUAAAACGGCGUCCUUUCAAAAGGCAAGCUAGAAAACACAAUUUAGGUAAGUCUUAGUUUCAUUAUGGACUUUUCUUUUGAAAGUGUCCUAGACGGGAUAGGCUAUUUAUUGGAAAGGAUAACUACCCGAAAACCGGUUCCAACCAUACUGAAGGAAUUAGUGGACCAGUCUCCUGUCUGGCACGCAGCUCGCAACGCAGAUCCGACUGAGAUUUCCGCUACAGUGUAUCAUCUAGUAGACACAACCUAUCCUUUUCCCUUUGAAGAAUAAUCCAUUAUCCUUUGAGAAUCUUCAACGAAUUUGUUCCGUCUCGCGUAAGUGUUGCUUUCCAUCUGUAACCACACCCAAGAUGCUGGAUCGUGUUUUUACGAGUUUCUCUUCCGUUCAAAUACUCGCCAUGCUCUGCAAGGUGCCUUGCGAAAAAAGAGUCUGCCUAUGUUGAACGCCCACUUAUCACCAUUCUGCUUGUUUUUUUCCAGUCAUUGCCCAAUUUAGAUGUAAUCUGCAAAACCCCUCUUCGCACAGAAGAAACUUCAGACGUGGAAGUGAUUACGCCGCCUGCGUAGGUGUCACACGCAUCCGAGUAUUCACAAUGUGGAUGGGUGGGAAUAAACUACCCUUUUUUGAAAGUUAAGCGAAUAUGGGCGGCUGCAUUGCGAUGAAGCGCGGAGGAAGUCAAAAACAAUUUUUUUCUCGUAAAAAACUUUCGAUACCUCACCGUUUCAGUGCCAAACGGCAGUCUGGUGCAGACCGUUAUUAUCGUAAACAGAAACCAGAUUUUUAGUUCGACGCUUCUGGGGAAUUUUCGCAGACCGUGCCCUGCCAAAAAUUAAUGAAAUGGAGGAAUCGCUUCACAGAAUGAACUUAUUUUAGUGAAGACUGCACAAACAAACUCGCUGAUGGUGAAAACGCAAGUUAUAAAAAAUCGCGAUCUUCGAUAGCGACAAGGAAACGCACACUUUCGCAUUUAAUUUUUGCAGUUUAAACAGCUGCAAAACGACAAUGCUUACCUAGUUUUGAGCAGUUAUCUUUCCCAGAAAGUAAGUGGUGUCUUUCAAACUUUCAAAACACACAGAAGCGUUGAGUAUUACUGUAAUCCUCAAUAGCCUUGCAGCAUGCUGUAGGAAAGUAUACAAAUUCCUUCAUCGAGUAGAUUUUUGACAAAAAGACAUGAACAUUCCACUUUCGGCCUUUCCUAUCUGGAAUAAGAAAUAACAGUGAAUCAUGCUACGGUGAUUGGCUGACUGCAGACUCUAUGUAAACAUGAUCAUCAUAAGAUGAAUUACUAGCAGACCUCAGGAUAAGGAACUGGCGUUAGGUGUCCAGCCGUACAUAAUCUCUAUCUGGACUUCAGAAGGGGAGGGUAUCAUGGAGAUAGACUUGACAUUAUGCUAUUCUGAAAAUGCGGAACCACGCGUGUGUGCUGUCUACUGAUAAAUCCUACUUAAAGAAACGAGUAAGGGAGAUUUGUUGUUGCCUUAGACCUCCGCUAGACAGUCGACUCACGGCGGUCCCUGGGGAAUGACUCUAGGUUACGUUUGCGUAACAAACCGAAAUCUGGCUCUCAACAGCGCCUGAAUAUAUGGUUCAAGCGGGUCAACACAUCAAUGGCUGACAUACCUGUGCUCAAGUCUCAGAUCUUCGCAGCCGGAAGGUGACAUCUGACCUGCGGUUUACAGCGGUGUACAAAUCACUUCAGUGAUCUUUGUUUUUUGGCACUUUUUCGCCUGAAAUCUUUUUUGUUGUUGCUGAACUUCCGCCUUUAGUCGCUAAUGAUUAUAUUUUCGUAAUGCAUUUGUACUCUACCUCCAUGCUUUAAUGAGCAUGUACUAAUUCGCAAGAUGCCAUCGGCGGCAUUUGGUCGUGCAUAAUGUGAACAGAAACUGCCGAGCGACUAAUUGUACUUACGAAUUAGACUUGAAAACAACAAGCGGCCUGGAAGGCUUACAGGCUAGCUUGAACGAAGGAUUGUACCCUAAGUUCCCGGAGGCUUGUGGAUGACAAGGAACAACCAAGAAGGCAUCUUGAAAGCUGGGUGCGUAAUACAGUCGCCGGGUUGUACCAAGGUGAUUUCCAAGGUGGCUUUCAGCGAGCUCUAACAUGCUAUCACCGUAAGUAGAGGUUCACAGGGCUCAUGGCUGAGGGCCAAAUUGACAUUUCCUAGCUCAUUUUCUUCGACUGCCUGCUUUCCUCUGUAGUUAGAUAAAAUGCUAUUUGGUUGUUUGAUAAGACACGGACUACCCUCUGGGUACUACAGGCGGCCUUGUCUAACAUUCCAGAAAGGGUAUUUAUUCCCACGUCAUAGCCCGAUCCUCAACAUUAACUCUUGUGACGGUUCGACGCUGGCGUCCGACGAUGUCUACCGUGUGCAUUGCAGCAAGGUCAAAACAGGCACGCCGACGUGCGCGUGAAUUAUUUCAUGGUGAGCGCGGCCAUACUCAGCGUCUAUCACAGUCUCUCCUACCCCCCCCCCAUGCGGGCCCGGUGUCAAAAGAUAAUCAGGAAGACCAGAGGCGGGAGGGGGCGUGGCUGGCAUGCUCAAACCCCCAUCGCACUCCCUUGUCGAAAAAAACACCCGACCAGAUUUUUAACCAACCACAACAACGGGUCAGAAAGAUGAGGAUAACUGGGCAAACAUGCGCACGACUUAUAUGCUCAGCGGAAGAGUAAGCGCAUCUUCCGGCGGCGAACCAGACACUACAGAACUGCCAGCAAACACCAGACUGCGCGGGUCAUGGGUUGCUGAGUCCUAGCAUAAGAGAGGCACAAAAUCCCUAAAGCGCCAACUCUUGUACUAACCCUAACAGUGACCCUAAAUCUACCUUAACACUAGCUGUAACUUUAAGUAUACUCCUAAGCCUGACCUUGUCCCUAAGUUGGCCUAUGACCUUCGUCUCCAUGGGAACUGGCCCAAAUUACAAAAGGGGGGUCAUCGAAUCCUCCUAUCGCUUUGUCAGUUUUUAUUCUUGCAGCAGUUGAUGUUGUUAAAUAAAGACUGAAAAGAACUGUGAGUGGGUUACUACAACCGGAAGGAUGUUUGAUAGUCAGCUGCGUUUAAUAGGCAGUAUCGCCUAGGACCUAUUGUUCUCUGCUUCAGGAGAACCCUGCUAAAAUAUAAGUCUAGUUAAGAUACUGUUAAACACUUCCAGAACCUAGGGACCGCGGUUAGUGGACGCGGGAAAUACGGUAGGAAACUGCAUGAGACGCAAGCCCUAUCAUCAUUUCCUAACAGACUGACAGAGCCACACUGUUUAUUUUCGGAGAGAAGAGAGAGAUGUUUUUACAGACGUCGGAGAUUAGUAUGACAGCGUGAGUGAACAUCGGUAGUUUACCCGGCCCAAAUGUGAUUAAACUUACCUCUUCCGAUGGGGCCUUAUAGCUCAGGUGGGUCAGGUUACCCGCCUUACCUAGUGCAACGUCUGAAAUCCACCAAUUCUGAUACAGUAAGUUGACUGUCCGAGCAGGAUUUCUUAAGUAAUCCAUCUAGAAUCCACCAGUUGUCUAUUAGGCUCACGUAAUUCAUAGUUGCUUUGUCUGGGCCGGUAACCUGACCCAAAUGUGAUUAAACUCACAUCUCCCGGUGGGGCCUCAUAGUUCAGGUGGUUAGAGCGUUGGCUGUACUAAAGCCCUUUCCUUGUUGUCGUGGGUUCAAACCCCACCGAGGAGCCGAGUUUUCGAAGUUGGGUUAAUAUAACCAACUCAUUACAUUUUAAAUCACUCUUCACUUUUUCCUGAGCAGGUUUAAUCGACCAUUUCUGACCUAGGCCGGGCACCUUUCCAAGACAGCCCAGUAGAGGGAAGGAACUACUACUGAUGUGGCUGUCGCUUCAGUUACGUCCUUCCAGGUAACUACGUGGAUGCCGAAAUCCCACAGGCCGGUAAACUGUCCGCCUUUGGCGACCUCGCUAAAAGGCUGUGUCUACCACUUUGACGGACGUUGCCGGGUAGAAGGCGUAGGUACCGACGAUAGUUACUAAUUAUUCCCUGCAAAGGGACAGGCUCAGGUUAAUGAGACAGUCAUUGAUUGAAUGAGGCCUCGUAGCUCAGGUGGUUAGAGCGUUGGCUGCGCUAAAGCCUUCCCCUUACUGCUUGGGUUCGAAUCCCACCGAGGCCCCGACUUUUUCACAGUUGGGUCAAUAUCAAUAUGAAUGAGGAAAGGUCAUAAUCGUUUCACAUUUUAUUUUAUGAUGAAAAGGUUGAAUCUAACGUUUCAAUACUUUGAAUGGCUCUGGAACGAACAUUAUUAUCGGCCUGAGGAAUCGAAGUCGCCGUAACACCCUGGAAGGAAUGAAGAUGUGGAUUCGCUGUUCGUUAUUUAGCACAAUUUUUACCUUAUAUCUUGCACUGACGUCCGCUACCGGCUGCUUGUCGGAUUAGUUUUACCAGCGUUGCCAAGCGGCAUGAAGUACGUUCUGAAUAGGAUUGCAUUUUCUUCCUAGUCAACUACCGAGUUCCACUGAUAAUGUCAUCCCAAACUCGAACGUCUGUGAAAAUAUCUCUCUCUUCUCUCAGAAAAGAAACAGUGUCGCUCUCACAGUCUGCGAGGACACGCUAUUGUGGACUAUGUUUUAUGAAGAGCAGGCACGUUCACUGCGACAAGAACUUUAUUCACCUGAUGUUUCGGAUUCCCGCUUGAACCCAUCAUCAUGCAAUUUUCUACCAUAUUUCUUGCGUCCACUAACCACCGUCACCAGGUUCAGGACGUUGUUUACAGUAUGUUAACUGGACAUAUCUGUCCCAAUGCUAAAAACCAAGCAAAGGACAGGGAGAUUGACUGUCCCCUAUUUCUAGAAUUAGGGAUAAUUUCCAUAGAUAUUAUGGUGGCCGAUAAACCUAAGGAUACGAACUAAAAUCACGUCUUGUGGCGGGGCCUCGUAGCUCAGGUGGAUAGAGUUUUAGCUGUAUAAAAACCUUUGCCUUGCUAUCGUCUUUUCGAAUUCCACUGAGCUGCGGAGGCUUUCCCAGUUUAGUCAAUAUGCAUUAUAUAAAAUCUGACGCAACUUCUAUGAAGCAAUGAGUUAUCGUCGAUGUAUGGAACUCACGUUGAAUAUCUUAGAGACCAUUAUCGAAAAUGAGGAGCAGCAACUAAAAGGGUGCCUUAUUUCGAAGUAGGUGUAUCAAAGGAUUAUUUCAAUAAAUUCUCGUCUCUCUCUUCAUUACGAACCAAUACCAUUGUAAAUAAUUAUUCUGCCUCCCUAUACCUAGAGUGCUGGAAGAAUUAUGCAGCCUGAUGGGGUUUACGUCCUGUGGAGUAUAAAAAAAAACAGUAUGCAUUGUCAUGCUGCUUCCAAUGUGAGCCAAUGAAAUGGCGGUGGAUGCUUCAAGACGUUCCAUACUCCCAUAAUAAAUACACCUAUCGUGGGCGUAUAGCGCAGGUUAGCGAAAAUGCGCGCAACGGUCCUUUUUUGUUACUUAUUAGCUAGCCUGAACUUUUUUGAAUCAGGGUAGGUGAUUGUUUUUCAUUUCUGGAAAAUACCUUUCCAUAGUAAUUCUUUCAGCAGUAGUGAAACUGAAUUCUUGUAUGUAGAGUUCGUGACUUUUUAAGUGACAGUCGUCCAGCUAGUUCGUUAUUCAAAGCUUAAACACAUGACUGCAACCAUUCGAAGUCAUUAUUAUACAACAGUACGCCAACACACAUUUUACUCACACCUGCCUCACCAUCAAAUAACGCACAUGGGACUAUGUUAUAAGACAUCAGUGGCAUUCAAUUUACAACUAUUUUUGCCUAUUUUCCGAUUUGUCCCGAGAUUCUUGUUCUUCAUACUCCAUACGCUCCCAAUUUUAUUAACUUGCAUGAAUCUUGGUAAGAUAUUUAAACGGAGUCAUAGAAAUGCGUCCCUGACAUUUAUUCUUGGUCAGUCUGCAAAUAAAGCAUAGAGAUCAAUUUAAUUAACUCUUAUAACGAAGGAAUUGUUCGAGGAAAAUGUAUGAGCAAAUCAUACAUAUGCACAUUUUGAAGUUCUGGCAGUCACAUGAAGCCCGUGGCCUGUUUACGAUUAGUGGAUCUUCUCGAAAGACUGAAAAAUGUUCAUGUAUUAUUCGAAAGUUUUUCUUAGCUGGAUGUUGUUUCUGACAAUAUAUCCAAGCCCAUGCCUCUGAACAUGAGGUGUUCAUUGACCCCUCAUGUCAGAUAGCCCUCUUGAAGUGUACCGCCAUCUUUAAAAGUAGCAUUUGCGUCUUUUCUCUAUGAACUGCUUAGUGUAGUGAGGUCUUACAAAAAAAGUGGGAUAUAUUGCAUAGGCCGUGAAAAGCAACAAUCCCAAUGGCUCAAAUCUAAAUAAGACUCCUUUAAUCACUAUUUAUCGGAACCGCAGUUUAUGUCACGGAGGACAUGUAACAGAAAGAUAAGUUGAUUUUAGGUACGGGGAAAGCAUUUGCGAAUGGAGUAAACGCGUAAUCCCGAGUGGAGCAAAUGGGAACUUCACUAUAACUGUGCCAGUAUACUAUAGUUAUAGGGUAAGUCUGGAAGUCCAAAUGUGUUAACAAAAGUCAAAAUUUAUCGACCUGUUGAGUAUUCUUUUUUGCCAGAACGUCACUAAACAUGUCCAAUAAUUAGAAUUAAAAUGUAGCUCAUGAUUUUUAGAGCGGAUAUAUAAACGAGGAACCUUUCGGAACAUAUCCAUGGGCAAGGGGCUGGUGCACCUACAAACAAGACUAUUUCCGAUGUCCCUAUGGAGACUGUACGCUUCCAAUCGUUUUAUAAUCAUUUUGGACAAACAUUUCUUCCUGUCGUAAAUGAUUUCGAGAGCAAUCGUUCUACUAGCUUCAUUUAACAAAAGAUCUUCCACUUGAAACUAGACAACUUUGUUACUUACUGUCUGCUAUGAACAUAAAUGUCCUGUGUACAAUCAACAUAAUGUAUAGAAUGAUAACUGGAUUUCAUUAUAGGUCUAUUAAACUAACAUUGCGGUUUACGUGUUUGUCUCUUAAGAUAACGACCUCUACACGACGGUCCUGACGCUUCCAAACAUCCAAAACGUUUCGUAUGUUAUGCUAAAAGAUAGUCGUCCAAUCACUCUUCACAAAGAGGAAGACACAACCGUCCGUAUGUUCAUUUGUUCCGCAGUUUGACGCAGUUGCCUGAUAUGUUUACACAUUUCUAACGCCUGACUUUUAACAAUGUGAUCUACCUUAGCUGGCUUUUACGUGCGAAAGGGCCAUCGGUUGGAAGUCUGCCCGCAAUACCUCACUGUCAAUUUGGUCUGGUAUUUCAAUGGCAAUGAAAGUAACCUGCAGGAUGUACGUUGUAGAAAUCAGUAUUUUAUGUUACGGAACAAUAACAAAAUUAAUAUUUUCCCCUUAUGUUUUCCGUUUUUUGACAGGUUAGUUGUUACAUGAAUGGGGAGCAAUUUUGCAGUGGAUUGCAACCCGGUGAAAAGCAGCCAGAUGAAAAAUGCGGUAAAUACAUAAUUUUUAUUUUACCCUACAGUUUUUGCUGUCCAUGAUAUACGAUUUUGGGAACGAGUGCUGUUAAUCUCGUCACCACCCAAUUUGAACUCAGUAAUAAGCUAAAUUAUUUGCGCUGUCGGCCAAACUAAUUUGAAUGGUUUUGCUGAAUUGAAGGAUACGCCCACGUAGAGCGAUUACUGUGCUCACUGUGUUUGUUUGAAUUUAUUUACCCGAAUUAUACUGAGUCCACUGGGUGCCAUUUGCCGACCCUACCCUCAUCAGUUGUUCAGUACCCUUUCAUCGCCGCAUGUAAUACUCAUCAUAUAAUUAAUCCUCGACUUCCACCAAUAUUUCAGCCUAUUGGAAGACUAAUGACAGAAUACGCAUUGGAUAUAGAUUUUAUAAACCAUCAACACGCUUCGGAUACUACUACUGUUACCUGGACAAAGGACUGACCAAAGCCCUGACAUAUAUCGUCGACUGGAAAAGUCAGUUUAUAAAUACUUUUAAAAACUCUUAUAGUUAUGCGACUGACUACUUCACUUAACAUUCAAGUGAUUCGUCGAUUUCAGUUAAAUAAUGGCCUUCAGCUUCUUAAACAAUAUAUGUCUUAAAGUCUUAGCGAUCGCGAUAUUAGUUAAAGGACCUGCAAUAGGCCAUUAAGUAAUGCUAGAGGCAUUUACUAGGAAAAAUAAAAAGGAACGAAGUUGCAUCCAUUACUAAAGCUGACUAAGGGCAUGAGGAGACUUUACAGAAAGGAAAAUAGCCCUGUUAUUUGUAAAUAAUUAGCCUGGCAAUGUACAUCUGAUAAGGUCCACUCACAAUGCACAAUCGCACUACGUUUGUCCCAUCUUCCUUGGCUCUGGGAGAGUUUAUAUGAUCUGAAAAUUCGAAAUUAUUUGUAAAACAGCUUUCGAAUUAAAAUUACGUUUGGUAAACGUUACUAGGAUGCAAAUGCGGUAGGAAUAAACGUCUCUGAAUACUAAUAUCCAUACGUUCAGCAAAUAAAUCUCCACUGCAGUAGUAUUCAAGCGGUUGACUACAUAUCACCUCUGUCACGUAUCCUAGAGUGUCGCGUAAACAAGCUUAAAGGACAAAUAAUUAAACCCUAUGAAUACAUUACGAUAAAUUUCCAGAAAUUAUCAAUUUCCUUCUCAGAUAUGCGUUUAAGACAUCUCGGCGUCUGGUCCGUAUCUUCAGGACAUAUUUGCGACGUAAUCUAUCAAUGUUCUUGCUCAUAGUAACCGACCAACCAUGUUUUCGUGCUGCCUGACUGACACAACUGUAACAAUAAGUUGCUUAAAAUUGGUAUAGAUGCCACAAAAACGAGGGACACAUCUGUCGUGACAGAGGCGAGUGCACCCAAGGACCUUCCAAGAGCUUUGCCCAUAACAACCUCCAGUGCAGAAAUAAUACUUCGUAAGUCAAUACCAAAAGGCCUCCCUUAUUGUCUCAAUAUUACAUGUAAGUAGACAUAAAAGGAACCACCAGUUAAUAGCCAGAAAAUGUCUGCCAAAAUAAUCCCUUGGCGAAAGUAAUAUCGGUUGUAUUACUGCACUGAAAAAAAACUUUAUUUAAGAAAGCGGACCCACAGAGGACGUCGGAGAUCGUAAUAAUGGCCGUGGAUACUUUCAACCGAUUUAGAAAAAUUAUGCUGAAUGACUGUGAAUACUUUUAGUCCUCACAAUCGAACUUGCUUUGGAACCCUUUAGGUGAGAUUCCUUUGUUGUGGCUGUGCCUCGGUCUUUCGAUGUAUCUGUGA
Messenger RNA from Spirometra erinaceieuropaei, 21932 nucleotides. NCBI's taxonomy places the organism in Eukaryota, Metazoa, Platyhelminthes, Cestoda, Diphyllobothriidea, Diphyllobothriidae. The record is from the annotation of a GenBank genome assembly.